Symbiodinium sp. CCMP2592 is the source of this 882-nucleotide messenger RNA. Lineage: Eukaryota; Dinophyceae; Suessiales; Symbiodiniaceae. The record is from the annotation of a GenBank genome assembly.
AUGAAUACCACCCGCGCUCUUCUGCUGGCCGCCGCUUCCUUGGCCGCCUGGGAACUCAGGCCUGCCUUUCUCCUGGCUUCGACACGGCCCGGUGCCGUGGCAGAGGUCCUGCGGAGGAAUCCACACAACGCCGCGCUCGGCACAGUUUCGGAUGCCUUUGGACUCGGUGCAGUGGCCGCCGCUCUGGUUGGAGCGCAGGCCGUCUUCCGAAAACGGCGCAGCCACAGGGUGAUGCGAAGCGCAGGGCCGGUCCUCUUCGGGAGCCAGGGAAGCAGAUCUCCUCUGGUGAACUGGUACCUCCAUGAGAUAGGACAGGAGUUCGAAAUGGUCCCCGCAGCGCAAGUGGAUCGCACCUCCUCGGAGUAUCCGCAUCCCUUCGGAAAGAUUCCUGCGCUCCAAGAUGGGACUGUCAAGGUUUUCGAGUCCGGUGCCAUCCUGAUGUACUUGGCAGACAAGUACGGUGGCCUCGACACUCCGGAAAAGCGUGCGGAAGCCGGGAAGUGGGUUGUUUGGGCCAACGCGAGCUUGGACCCCAUCUGCUUCAAGGAGGAUGGUAAUGGCCGAGUGCUAGGCACAGGCCUUGCCGACGACCCGCCGGCUUUGAGGACACUGGACGCUUUGCUUGCUGACCGUGAGUUUCUGCUCGGCAGUGGGGAGGACGCCUUUUCGGUGGCUGACGUGGCUGUGGGCUCCUACUUGCUCUACGUGCCGCUCUUCUUCCCCGACAUCAACACACUGCCGCGAUGGCCAAACAUCCAGCGCUACAUGUUGCAGCUUCUCCAGCGCCCGGCCUAUGCGAAGGCCUUCGGGGAGGGCACGGCGCAGCAGCUGCAAAAGGUUGUGUCUAGGGAGGGGGACUCGAAGCUGUUCGGCCUCUUCUGA